Miscanthus lutarioriparius is the source of this 912-nucleotide messenger RNA. The record is from the annotation of a GenBank genome assembly. NCBI's taxonomy places the organism in Eukaryota, Viridiplantae, Streptophyta, Magnoliopsida, Poales, Poaceae.
AUGGGUUCGCCCGGGUCCGCCAAUGGCAGACGCGGCGAGUACGUGAGGAUCCCGGAGGAGGUGGAGGUGGCGUCCAAGGGGGAGGGGGAUGCCGCGGCGGCCGUCAAGGCGGCCGCGGCGGCGGAGUGCCCGAGGGUGCUGCGGUGCCGCGCGAUCCGGUGGUGGGCCAAGGUCGUCGUGCUCGGGAUCGUCCUUGCUGGGGCCGGAGCUGCUGCGGUCGUCUUCCUCGGCCCGCUCCUUAUCAAGAAGGUUGUUGCACCUAUUCUUUACUGGGAAUCAACAACUUUCAGCAGACCAGCUAUGGCUCUAAUAUGUUUUGGCGCAAUCGCCUUAUUCCCAAGUGUUUUGUUACCUUCUUCGCCCUUCAUGUGGCUUGCGGGGAUGACUUUUGGGUAUCUUUAUGGCUUUUUGAUAAUCACAGUGGGGAUGAGCAUAGGCAUGUCAUUGCCGUAUUUUAUAGGCUCUGCAUUCCACUGUAGGAUACAUAGAUGGUUGGAGAAGUGGCCAAAGAAAGCAGCUUUUGUAAGGCUUGCUGGCGAAGGAGAUUGGCAUCAUCAAUUUAAGGCUGUUGCAUUACUAAGGAUUUCUCCAUUUCCAUAUAUAGUUUUUAACUAUGCUUCUGUGGCUACGAAUGUCAAAUAUUACCCAUACAUAGCGGGUUCUAUGGCUGGAACCAUACAUGAAACUUUUCUUGCAAUAUACAGGUUUGAGAAACUAAUGCCAAUUUUUGCAAACAGUGGGAAACUUCUACAAAGCUUGGCUGUAGCAACUAGCCAUGGGUCCUUCUUGUCGUUGGAUCAGAUUAUCUACAAUGGAAUCGGCUUUACAAUUGCUGCAGCUUCCACUGCUGCGAUCACUAUUUAUGCAAAGAAAGCACUUCAAAAGCUCCAAGCAGAGGACGAGAUAUUUUGA